UCUUGGAAAUCUGCUCUCCCGUCAAGUGCGGUAGAGGCGUAAUCAGGAGGGAACAGGGCUGAAGCGCACUGUGCCACAGAGAGCUUUGGAUAUUGAUAAGCCUGUGACGAGGCAGCGGACAGCAAACACCCAUUGUAGGCUACGUACCAUAUAGAGGCGCGCCGUGCGUUAUAAGGAGAGAAUAACCUCGUGUAGGCUACAACGCGUGGAAAAAGGAAAAUAAAAAGGGAUUUUAAUCAACUUGAAGAGUUUUGAUGUCUCGAGGGAUAACCUAGCAUUAGCCUGUAUUAAUGUGUAGUAUAAAUAACAUUUUACUAAUCUAGUCUAGAAUAUUGUUUGUUUGUAAACUUUGUCUGAUAUAUACAAGUAACUUAAAAUGUUUGAAGAUUUUUUUUCUCAUUAUAUUGAUUAUUUUGUAGGAUAAUGUAAGAUGUUUAUUUUAAAGCCAUAGGCUAUAACGUUGGGCGUUUUAAUUUCGCACCUGGACUUUUAAUGUAUCGACUGAUGCCUUAAAAACAUUUUUAAAUUGUGUGAUACCAAACAGUCUGACACUAUCAUCCCGACUGCAGGAGAUUAUUGUGUUUGGAACACACCACAAACACUUCCUUGGGGAUUUAAAGACAUCAAUUGAAAAUGGACCAAAUCAUCUUUUAAAAAGUCGCCUUACUCCUCUAGUGGAAUUUCGAACUGGGUGGACGUUCUGUGUGGGAAGCGUAUCAUUGAGCAGGCUACAAUUGCUAAUUCACUGGAUACUUUGCUGAGACGACAAGUGUAGGUGUCCGUCCACUUGCAAGGCAAGGAGUUCCAAUUCCACAGAGCGAGCCGCUGUCCCCACGCCUAGUGCUGAGGGAGAGACUCGUGCUGUUUCCAUAAAUGCUUGGUCUAUCGCGGAGAAUCCAGCCUGGGCAGCAAGAUGAGCUCGUGGGUUUGGGUUCGGGUUCAGCUGCUCGCGUUGCUUGCGGCAUGUCUGCGGUCGGGCAACGCAGAGGGGGAUCCUCUCCCUCCAGGUUUGGUGGAGCUGGUUAGGAGCAACCCUAUCUCUUCCAUAGAGGACCUGCAGCUGCUGCUGCUCAGUGACUCCGUAGAUGAGGAUUUCUCGGACGAUUUUUUGCCGAGUGGACAACACUCCAACAACACUAGCAACCGAUUGCCAAGGAGUCUGGACGCCCAGCCGGCUCAGCAGGCACUAUGUAAGGUGAGGACAGAGGUGAUGGAGGUGACCCGUGCCAUGUUGGACCGCAGCAACGCCAACUUCAUGUUGUGGCCUCCCUGUGUGGAGGUACAGCGAUGCUCUGGCUGCUGCAACACCAAGAGCCUGCAGUGUGUCCCCGUGCUGACCCACACCAGGCACCUACAGGUGAUGAAGAUCCAGUACGUGGACAAGCGGCCCAACUACUCCAAGGCAGUCGUCUCGGUCCACGACCACGUGGAGUGUCGCUGCCAGCCCGCCCCUCGUCCCCCGGCCGCCCCCAAGAAGAAGUCCACGCCCCGCAGACAGCAGAAAGACAACAAAGGAGAGGGCCAUCCAGCUAAGGCCAGAUCCAAGGAGGAGCUGCACCGCAGAGAUGAGCUGAAGCACAACCAGAGGAUCCAGCUGGAAGACCUGCUGGACCAGCACUGGAACCCCAAGGACACCUCCUCAGACGCAGGGGAGAGGAAAGGGGGCUAUGGGCUGGACCAUGACAAGAUGGAUCCUCAGUGGGUGCUUAACGCUACCAGACAGCUGGGGGAUAACGAGUGGACCGAACCUCGACAUCACGAUGACAUGGAGGAAGGGAGAGACAGUAGUAGUGUCAACGGCACUACAACCGCAAUGGACAUCGACAUGGCACAGCUUGACCACGAGAAGAGAGACGGGGUCGAGACGCGUGGGGACUCGCUAUUUAACAUUACUGAGGGAAAUGUCAGUAGGGGAGAUAGGCGGCAGGGUAGUCUGAGCCUCAGUGAAGAGGAGGGAGACCAAGAGACACAGAGACAAGCCACACAAACACAGAGUCCCUCGCUACGCACCAACACAUCAAAGCAACAGCGACAUGGGACCAACUCCUCCUCAGAGGAAACCAAACGCAGAGAGGGAGCCAAUCAAAGAACAGAACAGCAAUUCCAUCCUACGGAGGAAACCAAUCAGAGGCCCGAGAGCAGAUUCCCUCCCCUUGAGGAAGCUGAUCAAAGACGUAAAGACAAUGAGACCCCUGAUUCAGAGAGGAGCCUCCAGCACGCUCUCCAACUGGAACAGGAGAAGCUGGAGGAGGAGAGGAAGGAGCUGUUUUUACUCCACAGGAGGCUGGACGAUGAGAAGGAGCUCCUGAGACGUGAGCAACAGAAAGAACAGCAAGAAAAAGAGGAGCAGCAGUACCAUCGGCCUAAUCAUAAACAUCAAACUCAAACCACCACAAAUAGAACAGACACAGUUUCGCCCACAUCGACGCGAGCGCCCUCAGUCCUGGCUGGUCCCCGGCCACCUGCUCGGCCCGGCCCAACUAGGAAGAGAAUGAGGAAGAAUAACCGCAAGCGUAUCAGCAAGGCUGCAAUGAGAGCAAUGCUAAUGUAGAACCUACAAUCUCUCUGAAGGGAGUGAUGCUCUCUGUUUGUUGUGGACAAUCCAGUGGCGACACCGAGCAGUUCAGUCCUUUCUUAUGAGUUAAUAUUCGAGUGUCAGUAACCUGCUCGUCCUGUGACCGUGAGGUAUUCCCUAAUAGUACUAAUGAUUGUCUGGUGAACCCAAAACAAACCCUUGGACGGAAAGAAAUAUGGGACAAGAAGAAUGGGAUGUAAAUACAUACGAGGCUGAGGUGAUCCAUCAACAUAUGUCUGAUCCAUCAAAAGAUGAUCUCCUAUUAACAACAAGAUGUUCCCCCAGUCGGAUCAAGAACCGGUGGAACGUCGGAACAGAACAUUCGAACCACAUUAGAACUUUGGAACAGAUCAUUGGAACAACAUUAGAACUUUGGGAGAUAUCAUCGGAACACUGGAUGAACGUUGGAACGUACACAAGGAUGUUGGACUGUCGUUGGACUCAGUGCUAUUGGACCUCCCUCGUGACUUUUGAACAGCAUAGUAAACCACUCCAGUCAGUAGAGAUCAAGUCGGUUAAAAACUCUUCACAUUCUCAUCCAAGGCAUGGUUUAUUAUCCCAAGAAGUGGACAGAUCAUGCUUGUCAAGAAGACCAAAGAGAGAGAGCAUUUUUACGUCAGUCCAAAUCUCCCAUUUCCCUAUGAGCACAAGACGUUGUUUUUUCCUUUGAAAAUACUUUUAAAAAAAAUACAUAUUUCAAAAAUGUUGCUUACUGGGUUCUGACAUGGAAGAAGACAUUUUAUUUUUCGGACUAGAAAGGUACAAUGAUAGAGGACUGGGAAAAUAACAUGGCAAGCAGAUAUUACAGGGACAAUGGGAAAGAAAUGAUGACAUUUAUAUGAGCUAGGACUGUUGGAAUGACUGGUAGUCUUGACUGAUGUGUGCAGUAUCCCUACAAUUGUGCUUCAGCUGCUCUAUAUGUUCUAGUCUAUUCCUGCACUAAGGAAGGUCAAUAGAACUACGCAGCAAAGAUAUUGCAUGUCUCAAUAGUUACACAAUGUAGAAUCUCGUUUUUCUAUACACAUAUUUAAAUGUAUUUAAUUUGAUCUAAAACACUGGAAUUCCAUCAACAACAAUGCACAGGUUUGCAUUCUCAUGUUCAGCCGAGGCUUCCACACUUCUUUCGGAGAAUGGGAUUAAAACAAGAUGCAAGGUGCUAAAAACAGGGUUGCAUUACACCUUUAUGUCUGUCUUUAACAUUAUUUAUUCCUUAUAUCA
This is a messenger RNA of Oncorhynchus keta (chum salmon), 3793 nucleotides long. RefSeq names its product trichohyalin-like. Lineage: Eukaryota; Metazoa; Chordata; Actinopteri; Salmoniformes; Salmonidae. Gene Ontology annotation, biological process: platelet-derived growth factor receptor signaling pathway; positive regulation of protein autophosphorylation; positive regulation of cell population proliferation. The coding region runs from base 914 to 2551 and encodes 545 amino acids. The transcript has 7 exons. Gene Ontology annotation, molecular function: growth factor activity; platelet-derived growth factor receptor binding. Gene Ontology annotation, cellular component: membrane. The record is from RefSeq and is a predicted model, not a curated record.